AUGAUGAAAUGCCCGCCACCUGCAGUAGAAAAUUGUGAUGGGAUUUUCUUGUCCUAUGACUUCCUCUCUCGGACGAAAGAAUUUCCACAUGUGAAGAAUGCAACUGCACAAUCUUGGGCCUUCAAUUCCACAUCAACGGUAUUGAACACGGGCAAAUUCGAGCUCAAAGCAUGGAAGAUUUUUAUCGGGUUUCAACACGAAGAGAUUCUAGUUAAUGCUGGAGGAGCUGUUUUAAUGGAUGGUGAUGAUUUCCCAGCUGCAGUUGGGAAUGGGAGUUAUUUUUCAGGAUCUCCUCAGGCGGAUUUGAAGACCUCAAUUGACACUGCUGGAGAUCUUACCCAAAUUCAAGUCAAAAUUCAGUUUAGUGGCACUCAGUUUGGAGUGAAACCACCUGGGAUUCCAAUGCCUAAAACAAUAAGGCUUGUUAAUGAUGGAUACAAGUGCCCAGCACCAACUCGUCGUAAGACCUCGAUGUAUGUAUGUUGCGCUAGAAACCCAAAAUUUAAGGUCAAAGUUCUAAAAACGAAGUUCUUACCGCGCCAGAAUGGAGAUCUUACCAUUUCCUAUGAUGUUCUUCAAGCCUAUGGGAAUAACUAUAUUGCCCAGGUGACCAUGGAGAAUAAAAACCCUUUAGGACGUCUUGAUAAUUGGAACUUGACUUGGGAGUGGUUGAGAGGGGAAUUUAUAAGCACAAUGAAAGGAGCUUACACACAUAAAAUAGACUACGCGGACUGCAUUUAUGGGGUGCCUGGUGAAAUUUACACAAACAUGGAUUUUUCUGAAGUCAUGAAUUGUGAAAGGAAGCCAGUCAUCAGUGACUUGCCUCCAGAAAAAGCAAACGACACAAUAGUAGGAAGAAUACCCUAUUGCUGCAGAAAUGGAAGUCUUUUGCCAACCAUCCUAGAUCCAAGCAAAUCAAAGUCAGUUUUUCAAGUUCAGGUGUAUAAAAUUCCGCCUGAUGUGAAUCGGACAGCUCUUUAUCCCCCUGAGAAAUGGAAAAUUGUAGGCACUCUAAAUCCAGACUAUAAAUGUGGGCUUCCAAUUAGAGUGGAUGCAACAGAAUUUCCAGAUGCUAGUGGGCUUUCGGCAGUAACCACAGCAAUUGCAACUUGGCAAAUAGUCUGCAACAUCACAAGACCAGCCAAAAGGAACUCUAGGUGCUGUGUUUCCUUCUCUGCCUAUUACAAUAACUCUGUUAUACCUUGUAAUACAUGUGCCUGUGGUUGUGGUGACAAUAAAAGAUGCAAUCGGGAUGCCCCGUCUAUGCUUCUCCCUCCAGAAGCUCUUCUUCUUCCCUUUGAGAAUAGGACACAAAAGGCAUUAGCUUGGGCCAAAAUAAAGCACUACAACAUUCCUAAGCCUUUACCUUGUGGUGACAAUUGUGGGGUUAGCAUAAAUUGGCAUGUCAACACAGACUACAUGAGUGGAUGGACUGCCCGGAUCACUUUAUUCAAUUGGGGAAAAAUGAAUUUUGAGAAUUGGUUCACUGCAAUUCAAAUGAAGAAAGCUUAUCGAGGUUACAAAAAAGUUUAUUCUUUCAAUGGGACAUUAAUUCCAGAGCUCAACCAUACCAUCAUCUUUCAAGGUUUACCAGGCUUGAAUUUUUUGAUGGGAGAGACAAAUGGAUCAGACCCAACAAAAGAUCCAAGAGUACCAGGAAAGCAACAAUCUGUCAUUUCCAUUACAAAGACACAAACCCCGGGUAUUACAAUAGCAAAAGGAGAUGGAUUUCCUUCAAGGGUCUUUUUCAAUGGGGAGGAGUGCUCACUUCCUACAAAAUUUCCUAUGAUGAGUAAUGGGAAUCAAUAUCUGUAA
Molecule: messenger RNA, 1815 nt
Organism: Quercus lobata
Lineage: Eukaryota; Viridiplantae; Streptophyta; Magnoliopsida; Fagales; Fagaceae
Product: COBRA-like protein 10
Exons: 2
Coding region: 1-1815 (604 amino acids)
Biological process (GO): cellulose microfibril organization
Cellular component (GO): membrane
Source: RefSeq, a predicted model, not a curated record